AUGGCAUCCGACAACAACAACUAUGUGCAACCAACAAUUCCACGCUUUGAUGGUCACUAUGACCAUUGGAGCAUGCUUAUGGAGAAUUUUUUGAGGUCCAAGGAGUAUUGGAGCAUCAUUGAAACCAGGAUUGCUGAAUCAGCCGCUGCUGGAGAAGUGUUGACGGCUGCACAUAAAAGGGUGCAGGAUGAGCAGCAGUUGAAGGAUCUCAAGGCAAAAAAUUACUUGUUUCAAGCAAUUGACCGCACAAUUUUGGAGACUAUUCUUCAAAAGGACACAUCCAAGAAAUUUUUUGGAUUCAAUGAGAAAGAAGUAUCAAGGAUCAGCCAAAGUGAAGCGUGCACAGCCUCAAGCCCUCCGCAGAGAUUUUGA
Messenger RNA from Rosa chinensis, 372 nucleotides. RefSeq lists its product as uncharacterized. The coding region runs from base 1 to 372 and encodes 123 amino acids. The record is from RefSeq and is a predicted model, not a curated record. The transcript has a single exon. Lineage: Eukaryota; Viridiplantae; Streptophyta; Magnoliopsida; Rosales; Rosaceae.